Molecule: messenger RNA, 651 nt
Organism: Strongylus vulgaris
Lineage: Eukaryota; Metazoa; Nematoda; Chromadorea; Rhabditida; Strongylidae
Source: the annotation of a GenBank genome assembly
AUGUCCUUUGGAUUUACUGGUUCACCUCCUCCAAAGAAGCGACCACGCCCAGCUCUAUUUGGUGACAGUAAUGAUGAUCCCGAUUCAGAUGAUUCGUUCAACGAUCCAGUUCUUGCGGAACCGAGUCAGAUUACUCAGGCAAUCAUGCAACGAAGAGAUGCUAGCCAGUUCGUAGAAAACGCUCGAUCAGUGGAAGAUACCUCAAGACCAAGUUCUUCUUCGGUGUUCACAUCUCCCCUCCGUCCUCCGAUCAACGAUGCUAUAAGAAUAAGGAAGCCUGCGGCGAGAAUGGUUAAUGCCGUUACACCUCGGGGCUUCAACGCACAAGAGCGAAACGAUUAUCAUCACAAUGGCCAAGUGCUGAUGCUCAAAAAUCGUGUAGAAAACUUAGAGCGAGAGAAGGAGCGAGCAGCUGCAGCUACUCGGGAUCAGAUUAUUGCAAAGGAAAAAGAACACGCCACGGAGCUGAGUAGAAGAGACGAGCGGAUACGGCAGCUGGAAUCUCAAAUUAUUUCCUUAGUACGUUACCGCCACGAAAACCUGCAAACGAGCUUCCAACUUCAUAAUGCUUCACUUUUGGGAGCGGUUGAUGUCGAAAUGACGGAUGCAAACAACACGUUACCACCUGGACCACUACUACAUACUAAAAAA